Molecule: messenger RNA, 1291 nt
Organism: Erythranthe guttata (spotted monkey flower)
Lineage: Eukaryota; Viridiplantae; Streptophyta; Magnoliopsida; Lamiales; Phrymaceae
Product: zinc finger CCCH domain-containing protein 51
Biological process (GO): snoRNA splicing
Cellular component (GO): U2-type spliceosomal complex
Molecular function (GO): metal ion binding
Source: RefSeq, a predicted model, not a curated record
CUAGAAGAAGAAGAAUCGAGGAAGAAGAAGAGAAGGGGGCCGAACACGAGGAGGAAGAGGAAGCUGGGGAAAGAAGCACAGACGAAGGAGACGAACGACGCCGUGAUGCAGGGCGAUGAAGCUGAUGCGGGCGGCGCCGCCGCGGAGGAAGGCCUUCCCGUAUGUAAUUUCUUCAGAAAGCCAGCAAAGAGCAAGAACGUAAGGAAACGAACUGCUAUACAAGAGGGAGAAGACGAAGACGAAGAUUCUAAACUUGGGAGCUCGGUUGUGUACAAUAAGAAGAAGCCACCAGCUGGUGACAACAAGCUACACUUCUCCAGUGGGUCCCAAAAGACUUCGAAAGAGUCCGAGGUGGAGAAAUCAAAAUCUUCAGUGUUCGAAUACGAGUCCUCCAAGCAAAUUCAGGUUCAAAACGAUAGUAGAGCCACAGCCACAUUGGAAACAGAGACCGACUUCUCCAGAGAUUCUCGUGCUAUCAGGGAGAGAGUUCUCAAGCAAGCCGAAGAGGCUUUGAAAGGGAAGAAAAAAGGUGAUGGUGAUGAGAAGUUGUAUAAAGGGUUACAUGGAUAUACUGAUUACAAAGCUGGGUUUCGAAGAGAGCAAACUGUUUCGAGUGAGAAAGCUGGUGGCUCUCAUGGACCUCUUAGAGCUUCCGCCCACAUAAGAGUGUCGGCGAGGUUCGAUUAUCAGCCCGAUAUUUGUAAAGAUUAUAAAGAGACUGGUUAUUGUGGGUAUGGAGAUUCGUGCAAGUUUAUGCACGAUCGUGGUGAUUACAAGUCCGGGUGGCAGCUUGAGAGGGAUUGGGACGAAAAAGAGAAGGCGAGGAAAAGAAAGUUGGCUAUGAAAGCGGAGGAUGAUGAUGAGGAGAAGGACUCUGAUGCAAGUGACGAGGAAGAUGACGAAAAUGGAUUGCCGUUCGCGUGCUUCAUUUGCAGGGAGCCUUUUACCGAUCCGGUUAUGACGAGGUGUAAGCACUACUUCUGCGAGCAUUGUGCGUUGAAGCAUCAUGCAAAAAACAAGAAGUGCUUUGUUUGCAACCAGCCAACAAAUGGGAUAUUCAACACCGCCUUUGAGAUACGCAAAAGAAUGGCUGCUGAAAAGAAAUGACAGGUCAAAAUGCAGCUCAAGAGAAUCAUGUAUCGGAAACUCUAGUUUUUUUAAUCUCCUCAAUGUAAGCUCUUUGUUGUUAGUAAUGUUCUUUUUUGACAAGAUGAAUUGUAUUUUGAGCAUUGCUCAUCGUUUUGUAUAAAAGAACCUCAAACUUUACUGCCGUUGCAUAUCUUCUUGUUGA